Molecule: messenger RNA, 832 nt
Organism: Lobosporangium transversale
Lineage: Eukaryota; Fungi; Mortierellomycota; Mortierellomycetes; Mortierellales; Mortierellaceae
Exons: 5
Coding region: 60-671 (203 amino acids)
Molecular function (GO): ubiquitin binding
Source: RefSeq, a predicted model, not a curated record
GAAACUUUCUUUUUUCAUCGAAACAAAACAUCAGCACCAGCGACUAGCACAGGACCAUCAUGACCGACUUUGUCAGCAUCACCGUCGUCGUUGUGAUCAUUUUCAUGGUCUUUCGAUGGCUUUCAGCCUCAGGAGAUAAUGCACAAUCUAACAGACAAGCACAGAAUAGAGGUAGAAUCACUCCUCGAACUCAGACACGGCUCGUUAACCCAGAAAUGGUCGAACAAGUCAGGAUGAUGUUCCCUAAUAUCCCAACGGCGGCUAUUCAUUAUGAUCUUCAGAAGACUGGCUCAGUAGAGCAAACCUGCGAUAAUAUUUUAAGAGAUGGCGGCACCCUUCCAAUGCCACCUGUAGCACGGCCAUCUACGCCUCCUGUCGCAUCAACUUCAUCAGCUCCGGCUUCGGGAUCAUCUUCAGGGGUAGCAACAAACCAAUCUGUAAAUGGCAAUCUGGUUCAGCGCUUCAAAUUGCAGGACGCUGUUGAGAAAAACUAUGUGCCUGAAGAACCACAGAAGAUCUGGGGAGAUAAUGCGGAGAAACGUCAGGAGGUUUUCAAGAGUCGAAAGGAGUAUAUGGUCCUGCAGGCUAGGAAACGAUAUCUGGAACAGCAAGCACGCAAGGCAAAGGAAGCUGAGGAGGCUAAAGCAAAGGAAGUCGAGUCAACUGCAUGAGUUUUUGUUCAAAGAUCUAUUAAUCUGAUAUGAUCUGCUCUGCUCUGCUCUGCUCUUGCUUUUGUUGUGCUCUGACUUGCUUUGCUUUGCUCUGCACUAUGUACGAUUUGCUGACAGCGAUGGACAAAGUGGUUCUGAUUGUUAUUCAGUUAAGAUUUAAC